GGGAAAAUCAACCCGAAUGAUCUAUUCGAAUACUUGACUGGAGUUCAACUUGAUUUCAUAUAAGUUAAACUCAAAUUAAGUUGGAUAGCCCUGGGAUUUUGAGGUAAGGAAGCUCUUUCCGGCACUGAUAUCACAAGUCAAGCACGUGACUGUUUGUCAGCCAGGCACAGAAUUAGUACGUACCGGACCAGGCUAGCUCCGCGCCAGGACCAUUUUCGCCAGGCUGCUCAGAGCUGUCGUCAACACCACUCAACUCCACGACCCAGCUGCUUCCAUCUACCUCCAUCACCUCAACCUACGCCCCUCCAAACCGCCGCGCACAUCUCCUUCCACGACAGCAUUUCGACGACGCCAGCUCGCUACCGCAUUUUUCACUCCUUAACACCGACCAUAUCAUCGCAAUGGAGCGCUUCAGGAACAUGCUCCAGUCACAGGGUCUCGGUGGCCUGGGCAGCCAACCCGGAACGGACAAUACACAGCUUAUCGACAACUCCGAGACUGUCUACAUCUCCUCCCUUGCCCUCCUCAAGAUGCUGCGACACGGCCGUGCUGGUGUUCCUAUGGAAGUCAUGGGUCUGAUGCUGGGAGAGUUCGUCGACGACUUCACGGUACGCGUGGUGGAUGUUUUCGCCAUGCCCCAAAGUGGUACUGGUGUUAGUGUAGAGGCCGUCGACCCUGUCUUCCAGAUGAAGAUGAUGGACAUGUUGAGACAAACCGGAAGACCCGAGGCCGUCGUUGGAUGGUACCAUUCCCAUCCUGGUUUUGGAUGCUGGCUUUCAUCCGUCGAUAUCAACACUCAGCAGUCUUUCGAGCAGCUGACUCCGCGUGCUGUCGCCGUCGUCGUCGACCCCAUUCAGUCCGUCAAGGGCAAGGUUGUCAUUGAUGCCUUCCGCCUGAUCAACCCUCAGUCCCUUAUGCUGGGUCAAGAGCCCCGGCAAAGCACGAGUAACUUGGGCCACCUCAACAAACCUUCGAUCCAGGCCCUCAUUCACGGUCUGAACAGACACUACUACUCCAUCGGCAUCAACUACCGAAAGACGGCGCUCGAGGAGAACAUGCUCAUGAACCUGCACAAACAUGUUUGGACCGAGGCAUUGGAGAUGAACGACUUCAGACAUGAGGGCGACUGCAACAAGGAGCGCUUGGAGCGUCUCGUCAGCCUUGCGGAAGGCUACGAGAAGCGUGUCAAGGAAGAAACCGAACUGACGAAGGAUCAGCUCAAGACCCGCUAUGUCGGCAAGCUCGACCCUAAGAAGCAUUUGGAGGACGUUGGUCAGCAGCUGAUUGAGGACAACAUUGUGUCCGUCUCGAGACAGAUGAUCGACAAGGAAGCGACGAUGCCUAAGAAGGACGGACCGGCAGGGGGUAAGGAUCAAUCAAACGGUGACUCCAUGGAUGUGGAAGAGGAGUUGUGAGGAGGUUAAGGGCCAUGAUUCAGGGACGGUCUCAGGCGGGAUUCGAGAACUUUGCCAGCACUGUACGAUUAGGCGUUUAGGUGGACGGGAACGCAACAUCUAGAGGACCCGCCAGGCAUAA
Molecule: messenger RNA, 1536 nt
Organism: Colletotrichum godetiae
Lineage: Eukaryota; Fungi; Ascomycota; Sordariomycetes; Glomerellales; Glomerellaceae
Product: Mov34/MPN/PAD-1 family protein
Exons: 3
Coding region: 402-1415 (337 amino acids)
Biological process (GO): proteasome-mediated ubiquitin-dependent protein catabolic process; protein deubiquitination
Cellular component (GO): proteasome regulatory particle, lid subcomplex
Molecular function (GO): proteasome binding; protein binding; metallopeptidase activity
Source: RefSeq, a predicted model, not a curated record